Messenger RNA from Lingula anatina, 2139 nucleotides. Its product is annotated as ERO1-like protein beta. Gene Ontology annotation, molecular function: thiol oxidase activity; protein-disulfide reductase activity; FAD binding. The record is from RefSeq and is a predicted model, not a curated record. Gene Ontology annotation, biological process: protein folding in endoplasmic reticulum. Lineage: Eukaryota; Metazoa; Brachiopoda; Lingulata; Lingulida; Lingulidae. Gene Ontology annotation, cellular component: endoplasmic reticulum; endoplasmic reticulum membrane.
UAUACUUGUAGCGCUUGCACUCAGCAAACAAGAAGCCUGUCAAUCUGUGCUUUGAUCUUGAAUUUUAACGAUUUCAUUUCUUUGCAACAUUUAAGGAUUUAUUUUUUUGGCGAAGAUAUUUCCCGGAAGGUUGUCGCUCGAUUAUAAACAACAAGACAGCUGGGAGAGAAUUUCUAGAACAGCAUAAUAGUUUAAAUUUAGAUAAUAAUAUUACAGAAAAAAUGUGGCUUCCAAAGCUUGGGAUUCUGACGGCAUACGUUGUCCUAGGAGUGACAGUCACUUUGUCAGCAGACGAAAAAGAUUGCUUUUGUAAGAUUCCUUUAAAAGGAGAAGUAGAUGACUGCUCAUGUAAAAUAGAAAGCUUGGAUUCUUUUAAUAAUCUGAAGAUUUUCCCCAGACUCCACAGCCUUCUAAAUAAAGAUUAUUUUAGAUUCUUCAAGGUAAAUUUAAAAAGACCAUGUCCAUUCUGGGGUGAUGAUGGUAGGUGUGCCUUGAGAGACUGCCAUGUAGACAAGUGUUCUGAGGACCAGUUACCACCUGGCUAUAAGGAAUCAAAGCAAGAAGAAAACAAGUAUACAAAAGAGGCUCAAGAACAGCUCCAUACAGACUGCAAGGAGCAGAAGGAGCUGGGAGGUAUUGAUAAAACAAUCAGUUCUGAAGACAGGGAAUCCUUUAAAAGCUGGUCAAAGUAUGACGAUGCUCAAGACAAUUUCUGUGAGCUGGAUGAUGACAAUUCAGCUGACAUGGAAUAUGUUGACCUGACCUUGAACCCUGAGAGGUACACGGGUUACAAAGGGGAGUCUGCUUGGAGGAUUUGGAGGACAAUUUAUCAAGAGAAUUGCUUUAAGCCUGACACGCCUGUCCCUGGGUAUGGGCCAGCUGAAGCCAGAGGAGCUGAAGGUAAAGCUUUACAAAGUGGUCUUGAUUUAAUGAGAUCCUUAAAAGGGAUGUGUCUUGAGAAGAGGGUGUUCUUCCGCAUGAUCUCUGGACUGCACACCAGCAUAAAUGUCCACCUCUCUGCCAAAAAUUAUUUGCCUGCUGCAAAUGGUUAUGGCAAAGGAACAUGGGGUCCAAAUGUAGAAGAAUUUCAGAAGCGUUUUGACCCAGAGACAACUAAUGGAGAAGGCCCACAGAGAUUAAAGAAUUUGUAUUUUACAUACUUGGUGGAACUUCGUGCCUUGGCAAAAGCUGCUCCAUAUCUAGAACAGGAAGAUUUCUUCACUGGUGAUGAAAAAGAAGACAAUGAAACCAGAAAUGCUGUUAAAGAUCUUCUCAAGAUUAUCAAGUCAUUCCCAGAUCAGUUUGAUGAAAGUAGACUUUUCCAAGGAAAUAAUAAGGAAGCCCAACAGUUAAAGGAAGAAUUCAGAAAACUUUUUCGAAACAUAUCAGUAAUAAUGGAUUGCGUAGGGUGUGACAAGUGCAAGUUAUGGGGCAAGACACAGACUCAGGGUAUGGGUACUGCCUUGAAGAUCCUCUUCUCUGGAGAUACAAUGGGCCCUGAUUCCACAGUUGACGCACAACAGAAGAAAAAUUUCCAGCUACGCAGAUCAGAAAUAGUUUCAUUGUUUAAUGCCUUUGGAAGGUUAUCCACCAGUAUUAAAGAAGUAGACGUAUUCAGGCAGUUGAUAAAGGAAAAAGAUUCUACAUAACCAACCCAGAGUAUUGUCAUAAUGUUUGUGCCAUUGAAUUAAUACAAGAUAAAAAUUAUGUCUGGUCAGAGUUGCUGCUUUUUUGUAUGGAAUGUAUGUUGAAUGACAGUGGGUGAAUAUACUGAGAAGAUGCCACAAAAAGUGAUUUGUAUUGGCAAUAGGAUACUGGCAGCAAGCAGCAAAUAUGCUGUUUCAAAUUCAAGUCAUGUAUCUGAAAUUUCAUUUCGUUUUGUACCAAAAACAAAAAUGAGGCUGCCGGAUUUGCUGUGAUGAAGCAUUGACUGUGCUUUGUGCUUUAAAAAUUAUUAGAAUUAUGUCAACUUAAAGAUUACUUAAGUAGGGAUGUGUUCAUAAGAUUUUCCAGCAUCAUUGCCGAUUUCCUCAUACCUGUCAACCAUGGCCUUCACUCUCUCUUAGAGAAGUCGACUAUUUUAAACUUGGCUGGAAGCAAGUGAAGAGUUGCAUGUGAUUUUGAGGAGGGUUAGUAUUC